CGUCAUUGGCUGCAGCCACAGAGCGUCGCGCAGCACGUGUUCUCUGAUUUGUCCCGGCCACAAGUAGCGCGAGCGGAGCGGUCCGACGAUGUCGCGUUGUUGUGGCGGUGGCGACGAGCGCUGCCGUUGAAGGCGGGUCUGCUACGCGUGUUCGCGCGGCGACGCGGCCGUGUCUGUGUGCGUGUUCGGUGCGGUGGCGUGUGUGCGGGCACGAUGCCGCAUGGCAGCGGCGGAGACGACUUGGCCUCCUCGGACGAAAUCAAAGUGUUUAAAGAUGAAGGCGAAGAGGAGAAGCGCUCCUCGGAGAACUUGACGGACCUCAAGUCCAGCCUGGUAACUGAAGGCGAGGAGGUAAGUGCCGCCGUCGCCGCUGCCAGGACCUCGGCUUGCCUCGCCGCGUCGUGCCACGCUGACUUUGGAGUAUCUCGGCUGCAGCAAGACGCGUCGACCGCGAGGGGCCUGACGCCGACCUCGGGUUUGUGCCGGUUUUUGCAGGAGAAGAUAGUGGGCCUACCCGGGCAAGCGACCUCCGGCUACGCUUCGCCGAAGCCCACGCGGUCGGACGCCUUCGGUUCGCUAUUCGGAAAAUCUUCGUUCGAACCCAUUCCGGGGCCCUUUGGAUAUGUCGUUCCUCCCUACCACAACGGAGCCCUCGGCGCCGCCGUGUCAAUGGCGAGCAAGGGUCCGAUGGUGGCCUCGCCCCACCCGGGGUCGCCGCUCAACUUCAUGGUCUACAACGAGCCCUUCUCGCAGCCACCGCCCGCUCAUAUGGGCAUCCCACCGGUCCACAUCGAUCCCAAGACGGGUAUCCCGAGGCCAUCCGUGUACCCGCUCACCUCACCGGGCCAGUACACGCAUAGCAUGUUUUCCCAGGAGUUUGCGCAACAACUGCACUGGCACUCGGCAGCUGCUGGCAUGUACCCAAUGCCCCCGAUGGCUUCCGGGGGCUUCAGGGGAGGCAGUAGCUAUGCGCCGCCUUUGCCCAGGAUUAACCCUCCUCUACUGCCUCCAAGUAUCAUGCCACAUGGCCUGCACCCGGCUCUAGUCACUCCGGGCCCUAAACAAGAACUCUCUUCCCCUCUCCCCGACACAAGUGUGGCCCCUGCAUUUCCCAGGCACCCACUAGCCAUGUACCACCCGCUGGACUCCAAGUGCAACCAGGGUCGGCCAAGCUCUCGUGGCGACCUGGUGAAUGGCGUGUCGGGUCUCAAUGGUCAUGGUGGCGGGCCACCUCCCAGCCAGCCAUCGGGCCACCCACCUAGCAAUGGCAGCAGCAGCAGCAGCCAACCGCACCAGCCACAGCAGCAGCAGCAUAAUGGCACAGAGAAGAAGCCCCAAAAGCCGACUAACCAUGUCAAGAAGCCCCUCAAUGCCUUCAUGCUGUACAUGAAGGAAAUGCGUGCCAAGGUAGUCGCUGAGUGCACCCUCAAGGAGAGUGCAGCCAUCAACCAGAUUCUUGGGAGAAGGUGGCACAGCCUUUCCCGAGAGGAGCAGUCCAAGUACUAUGAAAUGGCACGCAAGGAGCGGCAGAUCCACAUGCAGCUUUACCCAGGUUGGACGGCGAGGGACAAUUAUGCUAUCAACAGCAAAAAGAAGAAGCGCAAGAAGGACAAGAGUCAGGAUGGAGAUCUAAACAAUCCCAAGAAGUGCCGAGCAAGGUUUGGCUUGGACCAGCAGAGUGAUUGGUGCAAACCAUGUCGCCGAAAGAAGAAAUGCAUCAGGUACCAAGAGGGGCUUGAUGGCAAUGCAAAUGAGAGUGAAGACAACAUAGGUUCGGUGGAGGCACCAACGCCCGAGUCGCACACAAGCCACGGGGGUGGUGAUACAACCACCACAACAAGCACGGGCAGCCCCUGCACCAGCCUGGGAACCCCCGAGCCAAGCCCAGGGCCACCUGUGCGACGUGCCGACUGCUACAGCCUCAACAAGCACCACCCUCUGAGUGUGCACCAUCUGACUGGCCAACCACUCGUCAAGAGGGAGCCCGAUGACCCUGUUGACAUACUGACGCCUCCAUCCACAGAUUCCUCAACCACCCCAUCUUCCUUGCCCCUACUGACGGUCACGUAGCAAGAGUUGCCAGUGGGGCCUUGUGUUGUGCCCCGAGGACAGUGCACCAGCUGGGUGGCUCCCUACUUGCACAUGUGCACAGGACUCCUUUUCCACUCCUCGCAGACUCUUUGAGAGCACUUGCAGACAGUGCACUGGCUGGUGUAAUGCAAGCCUUGGAGAUGGGUGUCUGCAACUGAACAGUGCUUAGUUCCCGAUGACUGAGAUGCCCGUUGACCACCACAGGUUGUGUCACGUGUACAUCCAAGAGCUCACGAGUUGCUUAGCUUGCAGUCACUAUAGCAGUAGGAAUGAAAUUUUGUGCUGCGAAGGUGCAUUGGUACAUAGACACUUGCCAUUGGCCUUGUGAUGUCUCUGCCCUCACUGACUUGAACCCGAUUCAUGAUCCUUACUCGUUCACUGUGCGGCUUUAUGUCAUCAUGACCAGGAAGCUGCUCCAGUGGCCCACAUUUCUGCAAAAGUAGUGCCGUGAGGGCAGCUUAUGAAGGGUCCUUUCCCUUUGACUGUGGAAUCGUAUAAAUGCACUGUACAAGAUUAAGAUGGCACAUGAAAGGCACCCUUGUGUGCCCUCUGUGGGACUUGCUUGAGGAGAUACGCAGUGAGCAGUCUUCAGAAGAGGUAGCAAGUGGCUACGAUGAUCAUGAAGGCAUGGGGACAUAAAGCUGAUGAAUAGCACCUUUUUGUUGCCUUGACAUUUGACAGAAACUAUGAUUUCUAUGAUAACAAGAGUCUGAGCUAAAGCUUCUGAUGAGUGAGCAAAAGAAGUAUUUGUGUGCUGUUGAAAUGAUAGCUGCUGGUGGUCACCAAUAACAUUUGGCUGCGAGUCUCCUGCUAGAAAAUUUUUUUUCUUGAGCUGCUACAUUGUUGAAUGGGGAUUUUGCCUGUAUCAGUGGCUACUUGCUGUCUUGGCUGCUAUACAUUAACUUCCCAGAUUCCACUCACACUGCUAGACACCAGGGUUUGAGCUAUUAUUUGAUGAGGGAACUAUGUGAAAACUGUGUACCCAAUUGCACAAGUUUUCCAAAAAUGGGAGUCUCCUAAAAAUGUUGAAUUUCAUUCACCUGUGCCACACAGGCUGUGAAUUAAAAAAGUACAGUGUGGUGCUUGCACACAAAAGCAUAUACGGUGUUUUUAAACUUCAGAAGGCGUGCAUUAGCCACAAGGAUACCUUUUUUUUUUCAUGCCUAUCAUGUUUAAUAAACUUUAGUUGUCAACAAUACGUGAUAGACUCCUGUUAAAUUUGAUAUUUAACUUCAUCAUGUAACAAGGCCUGACCAACAACUAUGCAUUUUCCCAUAUUUCUUUUAGUAUGUUCAUAUUUAUUAUUUCAUCAGACUUCUUGGUCCCACCGAGAUUAAGUACUACAGUCAACGACAGAUUUUUCGGACCCUCUAGGGAACGUAAAAAUGCCCGAAAAUUCAGGCAGUCAGAAAAAAUGAAUGCAUGCAAAAAAUAAAAAAAAACGAUUUUUGGGGGGGGGGGGGGGGGGAGGGAUGCGAGAACACCUGUGUACUUAGAUUUAGGUGCACGUUAAAGAACCCCAGGUAGUCGAAAUUUCCGGAGUCCUCCACUACGGCAUGCCUCGUAAUCAGAAAGUGGUUUUGGCAUGUAAAACCCCAUAAUUUAAUUUAAUUUUUUUUCUUUUUUUUUCCUCAGAUCUAGAGGUAAAGGGCAAAGUACCAGGCCUCUGAAACCCUGCCAAAACAUCAGUGAAGUGGCUAUAAAAAAAAGGCAUUCAAAAACUCUGUAUGCAGCCGGUUGCCGGUUUAUAAUGUACAUGUGCAUCGUCGGGCAGCCGGUGUUAUUGCUGCAGUGGCUUGAAGAACUUGUUAAUUGUUGUUUGGACGGCGUUCCGGUUGCAUGCAAUCAUAUUCACCCCAAUAUGAGCAAGGGUCAUGUCAGCACUGUACGCCGAUGAAAGAGCCAACAGUGCUCGCGUCAACUCGGCGCUUGUAGGCGGCGCAGGCAUUGGCUCCUCAUUUUCAACAUCGGAGUCUUCUGAAUCCCCCACAACCUGCCUCAUCAGUCAGUUCUACGCCGAUACUAACCGAUGGUACUGCUUUCCGCGCUAUGCCAUCGGCAAGGACGACGAAGAUGGAGUGGGUACCAUCGAAGGCAAGCGAAAUCCUCAAGAUGAGAACAGUGGAGUUUGCUGACGAGCGUCGAAGCACGUAGGCCUAGUGUUGCAGAGCACACUUGACAGAACAGCACAACCACACACCACGCUAGCCAAAACGUGGCCUGCCCAAACAAACGAGAUGGCACCAUAGAAUAAAGAACCAACUUGAUGGCGCCACUCCGGAAACUUUGCCAGAGGCGGAAGUGCGGCGAUGAACAUAGCCAGCGUGGCCAGACCAAAUCGGUGUGUAACGGCCAGAUUCGGCUAGUUGUGGUUCAAAGCGGUGAUAUGCUUCAGCUGCAAGUCGAUUUCCUUCGCAAGGGCGCUGUGCGAGGAGCUAAGGGACCUUCCGUCACGUCAAAAAGUCCGGAAAAUUGGUCGGCGGGGGUUCGAGCACCCGAAAGUUUAGAUGUCCUUAGACAUUGAUUCUAUGGGGCUCGUGGCGGUGCCGCGAAGAUGUCCGAAAUAUCAGGCAUGUCCGAAAAUUUGGGCAUCUGAAAAUUCAGUCGUUGACUGUAUAUAGAAGUUGACUGGUGUGUGACAAGCUAAGCUUUCGCUUACAUCCAUGUUAAUGGUAAAGCUUUGUGCUACCACUGGAACCAUUUUCAAUUACAGUGUCGAGAAUCGUCCUACAGGGGCUCCUUUUUUUUUAAAAUCUCGAUUCAGGAAAUAGAAGAAAGAAAAAUUAUAUUCACAUAUUUGUUGCUCAAUUUGGAAGCUAUUUCUUCAAGUCUUACUAAAAUUGAUAUCAAGCAAGUUGUUUUCGUCAAAAAAUAAAUGUUUCGUAUUAAAUGGUCGUCGGGCAUUUCUAGGUUUCCCUGUGAAGUGUUUGAUAUCAAAAUUGUUCGAAGUCCUCCCAAAUAUAAACAGCUGUGCCUUGUACACAAAACAACCAUGAUUCACCCAUUUGUACAUGGGCUAUUUGUGACAUCAUGUAAAGUGUAUUUAUAUGGUUUGUACUGUUAUCAAAAAAAAAAAAAAGAGGCAUGGAUGUGCCCAUAUGCGCAGUGGGCAGCUAAUGGCUCACAUUUAAAUCUUGCCUUGCACUAGUGGACAUGUGAGGAAUGCUUUUACGGGUGUUGUAUGUGUUAUUGGAAAGGAAAUGGGGCGGCCCUACAAGCUCUGUGUCAUACAUGGACGGUGCAAAGGAACAAAGGGAGGAAGGUGACACUGUGAAGGGACAAGGGAUCAAGAAUUCUAAUGGCUGUGCAUUUUAAUUGAUAGCGUCCAACCUCAAGAAACUGUGUCAUCACCUUGAGAGAACUGCUAGCAGCAGGAUGCUGUCUUACCCUGUAGUGGUAGCUGCUUGCUGUUGGGCUGUGUUUGCUGUACCACCUGCUGCCUCUCCUGUGGCCUGCUGUAGAGAGAGACGUUCCAAUGUGAAUUCCUCUCCCCUUCCUUGUAAAUAGCUCCUACACGAGACGGACAGGACGCAGGGAGCUGGAUAUACUCCCGCCUGUACAGUGAUCAACAUUGCGCCUUCUGCCUGUCUUGUUUACUCAUAUGCCAUGCUGGAGAGAGAAGCGUAACGAUAUGUGCCAACAUUGGGGGGAGGGGGUUUUGUUUCAUACUACACAGAUGCAGUAUUCUUUCCCUUCCCCACACCUUGAGAUGAAAAGAAAGUGUUAGCGGGGCCAUGUACAUAUUAUAUCCUUGUCACUGUGAAGGCUCUCCACUAUAAUUGUGCAGUUUUCUUUCAACUCUCCAGUCUCGUUUCAGCGCGUCAAGAGUCAGCAUAGUGUUAAAACUGUCUGGAACAGAAUCAUUUUUUCCUUGCCAACCUCAUUGUAAACAGUCACCUUCACCUGUUUUUGAUCUCAGCUGUGAGGCGAGAGAUGUUUGCAAGUUCAUGCUCAGAGAAAGGUAAACUUGGAGAAGGCUGCAUUCUUGUACCAAAAAUAUAUAUAUUUUUCUUGACUUGUGACAGUUUAUGUCAUUGAUUUUGUAUUUUCAAGGAUCAGUGUGGGUAGUAAGCUGUGUCACAGUGCUUUCUAUUCUUUGUCAAUUUGUUGUUGUUUUUUCUAGCUAUUACACUCAUUCAUUUUAGUGGUAUGUUUACAAGCGUUUAAUUUAUGUGUUAAUGAGUGUUGCCGAGUGGCAUUUUAUUGAGCAUGCCUAUGAAAUGUAGGUGCCAUGUGACAGGGCCUUGCACCCUUUGAUACCAUACUGUGUUUAAAAAGACAAAUUGAGCUAAUGACCAUGUGCGCCAUUGUAGCUUGAACAUAUCACAAUGAAAUCGUGAAAUUAUGUUUCAUUCCUGUUUCUUAGUUGAGCGACAAAUUCCUGAUUGGUACACUGUGUUGGUAGCAUAUGUGUCAAAUAAUAUGUGUAUGUUAGUACUAAUGAUUUAACCAUCUGCUACAUGUAACCAUGGUGCUGCCAUAGGCGCACAAUCGAGACAUUUUGAACAACAGUUAGACAGGUGUGUCAAGAAAAUAGCAGACUGAAGAGGGGUGUGAUAAACAGCUGCUUAUUUUGGGGGGUAAUAAACAUUUGAUGUGUGGACUAUAAGUUCUUCACUUUUCAAACAGUUAACAUUAAUGAUGCAAUUUACCUAGUAGUCAGUUGACAUUGACCGGUAGACAGCAAAUUUUAUGUCAAGGAUAUGUGCACGCUGUCUGGAAAUUUUGCUUGCAAAAUUAUAUCCUUUGAUAAGAAAGUAUGGGUAAAAUGGGCUGACAGACUUAUGUACUCUUGGGAAGGAGACUGACUUUAUGAUGUUGUUGCUUGAAAUUAAGAGGUACAAAUGGGCAUCUGCUUUACCUUGGUACCUUUUGGCAUCAAUAUUUGUACAUCAUUAAAAUGUAUAGGUCAAGGAGCAUAGAAAGUUAGAACAAAAAGCUUGUGCUUACACAAGCCAAGCUUGUAAUUUUGACCGGCUCUCAGUAAAGGACACAAUGUUAGUAUCUCCCAUACAGGUACAUAUUAAGCAAAAAGGAAAUAAUGUUCUCAAGUACUUUGACACCAUUUCACCCUUCAACUAUAGUGACAGAUCACUAGAUGUUUAUUUGUUCUGCUCCAUCUCCAGUGCUGCAUGGUGAUUGGACCACUAGUCUGAAGACAGUUUUCUCAGUGAAAUCAAAAAAAGAAAGGCACACAUCAGUCUUGUAUUUUUGCUAAUUUGCAUUGUGCAAUCAAAACACAAAUGUUCUGUGUGCCUGCAUAAUAACAUAUACAUAUAUCUGGAUAUUGUUUCCAUAAAUGGAAUAAAAUCAGCUGAAUUAAUAAGACCCAUGUUUCUUUAUUUGGCUUGAUAUUAGUUUUUUUUUAAAAUGUUUUGUACCAGUAACGUAAUAGUGUUUGGGGGGAAAAGUGCUUUUAGGUUUUAUGUGUUUACAUGAUUGGGCGAUUGAGUCAUUUCUGGCAAUGAUGUGCAUGCAAGAGCUCGCUGUUUCUUAGUGUUGCAACAUGUCUGAGCAUUUCUUGGCAAGUUUGAGAUGUCUUGUGUUGUUGUUACAUCACCCAUCAAUUGUCCAGUAACUGUCCAGUCUAAAAAUCAAAACUUUUCUUUAGAGACACUGCUGUCAGAAGUGAUGCGCUCUUACUUUGUUGUUCCUAGUAGGGCAGACACAGGAGUGCAUGUUUGCAUUUUAGCUAUGUGCAAUGAAUUCUGCCUGAGGUCACGUGCAUUAGGUGUCAUUAUUUUUUCCUUUCAAAACAAAGAAAUAGAAUGAGAAAGAACUGUAACCACUAUGCCUGCUAUUUCUCAUUUGUUUCUAGAGGUUGUGUGCAAUUUUUGACAAAAAUGGAAUGUGUACUUGCACAUGUUGUCAUGAUCACAAGUCUGUCUGUUGCAUAUCCCAUUUUCAAAGAUUGAUGUGUUCACUUUGAUGCUAUAUGUUUGUAUCAACUGUUCUCUCUCUCUCUCUCUCUCUCUGUUUUUUUUUUUUUUUUUGAAGUGUACCAUGAGUGGGCAGCUUUGGAAAAAUGAGAGAACUGAGCAGAUAGGUUUGCAGACGUAAUGAAAAAGAAUGUUGCAUUUUUCAUUGAGUUCAUGGCUGGAGGAGUGCUGUAAUGAUUAAAAACAAAUGAAACAACA
Dermacentor albipictus is the source of this 8228-nucleotide messenger RNA. RefSeq names its product transcription factor pangolin (gene pan). The record is from RefSeq and is a predicted model, not a curated record. Lineage: Eukaryota; Metazoa; Arthropoda; Arachnida; Ixodida; Ixodidae. Gene Ontology annotation, biological process: canonical Wnt signaling pathway; regulation of transcription by RNA polymerase II. Gene Ontology annotation, cellular component: chromatin; beta-catenin-TCF complex. Gene Ontology annotation, molecular function: RNA polymerase II cis-regulatory region sequence-specific DNA binding; DNA-binding transcription factor activity, RNA polymerase II-specific.